UUGGCCUUAGUUUGGUCCGUCGGGUAGCUCCUCCCCUCAGCUGGUCACAAACCAACCACAAGAGAGGAAAUGACAUCAGCGGUGAAACGCGGAGCCACGAGCUCGACACGUGACCGCGACACGCAAACAGCGCGGGAAGAGACGCACCUGUGGACCCGAUCUGUGCACGUGCACGUGACGAUGAAGAUUUACUUCUGUGGAAGUAUCCGCGGCGGUAGAGAUGACGUCAUGCUGUACCGGAAGAUUGUAGAGAAACUGCAGAGCUACGGGACCGUGUUGACCGAGCACGUGAGCAGCACCGAGCUCAGUCACAGAGGAGUGUGCGAUGUCAUUGAGCUGAUGUCUUGUCACUGGUCAGGAGUGUGUGAUGUCACUGAGCUGAUGUCUUGUCACUGGUCAGGUGAAGACGCGUCAGCAGCAGGCGACAGGUUCAUUCACGACAGAGAUGUGAACUGGCUCCGACAGUCUGACGUGGUGGUGGCGGAGGUCACGCAGCCGUCUCUGGGCGUCGGUUAUGAACUCGGCCGAGUGGUCGACAUGAAGAAAAAAACCUUGUGUCUGUUCAGGCCGUCGUCAGCGCGCGUUCUGUCGGCCAUGAUCCGAGGAGCGGACGAUGGUGAGCGGUUCGUGGUGAGAGACUAUGGCGAGGACGAGGUGGACGAGGUUCUGGAAGAGUUUUUCAACGCACUGAAGAGAACCUGAAGAACCUCAAAGACUCGGAUCAGUACACUGUUCUGUUGUAAUGUUACAUUUAAAAUACUAAUGUUCAAUUAACUGUGGGCGGGUCGAAGGUAACCACAAGUUACCUGUGGCCUCGAGGGGGGGCUGCAGGUCAGCAGAGUUACACCAUCUACAAGAACCUGUACGCAUGCACGCACACACACACACACUCAUGGGUUUUUCACUUCCUUUCACGUGUGAACCGUUGUUCUUUUUUUCUUCCACUGUCUUUGAUCUGGUGACAUUUAAAUAAAGUUGUAUUGAUUGAAUCGUGA
Messenger RNA from Scophthalmus maximus (turbot), 995 nucleotides. RefSeq names its product 2'-deoxynucleoside 5'-phosphate N-hydrolase 1 (gene dnph1). NCBI's taxonomy places the organism in Eukaryota, Metazoa, Chordata, Actinopteri, Pleuronectiformes, Scophthalmidae. Gene Ontology annotation, cellular component: nucleus. The record is from RefSeq and is a predicted model, not a curated record. The transcript is spliced from 4 exons. The coding region runs from base 70 to 702 and encodes 210 amino acids. Gene Ontology annotation, biological process: deoxyribonucleoside monophosphate catabolic process. Gene Ontology annotation, molecular function: 5-hydroxymethyl-dUMP N-hydrolase activity.